ACCUUUGCUUACGAUCCGCCAAAGCGGAUCGCAAGCAACGAACAUCGUGAAACGGAGGAGAAACGACAGAAAUGGAGGAAAUUAACGAGAAUAAAGAGUGAAAAUGGAUCGAUCGUUGUUUCACGAGGGCGCGCGGGACGUAAGGCAGAAGAACAACAAUGCUGCGCGAUUUUCGGCCUAUUACACUCAGAAGUCGGAUUGAUUGUAAGAAAAGGAGUGAAGAUUGCCGCAAAGUCGAAAGAAUCAUUACAAUGUGGACUACGCAUGGCGCAGUCUUCGGUAUCGGCACUUAAUUUCGUGGCAGAGCUCAGUUCGGGUGGGAAAGGGGAAUUCACAAUACCCAAUUAG
Molecule: messenger RNA, 348 nt
Organism: Anisakis simplex (herring worm)
Lineage: Eukaryota; Metazoa; Nematoda; Chromadorea; Rhabditida; Anisakidae
Source: the annotation of a GenBank genome assembly